Messenger RNA from Cryptococcus amylolentus CBS 6039, 501 nucleotides. RefSeq lists its product as hypothetical. NCBI's taxonomy places the organism in Eukaryota, Fungi, Basidiomycota, Tremellomycetes, Tremellales, Cryptococcaceae. The record is from RefSeq and is a predicted model, not a curated record. Bases 1 to 501 code for a protein of 166 amino acids. The transcript has 4 exons.
AUGAGCAGAGAAUGCGCGGUAUGGGACAAAGCUGAACAGGAAGGCUUUGGAGGACGCAAACUAGCAGAGGCAAGUAGGAAUGUACCCCUCCCAUCACUCAGCACAAACCCUCAGCCUCCCUCCCUACUAGCACCUGCCCCACCCCGCCCAACCUCAUACCCCUUCCCCAUAUCCCCACGCGAACAAAGCAGCACCAUCCAAGCCCUCUCACUCGCCAAGGGCGCUUCGCGGCAGUGGGUUGAAGGUAUGAUCAAGCAGAGGAAUGAACCCCUCCCAUCAAACCGGCAUGAGCCCUCAGUCUCUCUACUUAUCAACGCCCGCCCGCCACAUCCCGCCCAAUCUCUCACCCCUUCCCCCUAUCCCUACUCGACAUGCAACCAAAGCAGUAUCACCCGAGCCCUCCACUCCCCGAUGUGGCAGAUCAACGAGGGAAAAGGCAAUGAGACGGUUGAGCUGGUAGUAGGGACAGGGGUGUUAGGUGUCGGGCUACUCAAGCCAUAG